Molecule: messenger RNA, 2223 nt
Organism: Elaeis guineensis (African oil palm)
Lineage: Eukaryota; Viridiplantae; Streptophyta; Magnoliopsida; Arecales; Arecaceae
Product: pollen receptor-like kinase 1
Biological process (GO): protein phosphorylation
Molecular function (GO): protein kinase activity; ATP binding; protein binding
Source: RefSeq, a predicted model, not a curated record
AUGGCCGGACGGGCAUCGCCAUGGCCUCCACGGCUCCUCAUGCUCAUCCUCACCCUCAUGGCAUCAUCCCUCCACCUCUCCCAUUCCACGGACGUCGAUGUCCUCCUCAAGUUCAAGGAGAGCCUGGCCCCUAAUGGCGGGGACGCCGUGCUACAAAACUGGGUCGCCGGCACGACACCAUGCAACGUGAAUGUCUCCUUGUGGACCGGCGUCAUCUGCGACACCGGGGAUGUCUAUGGACUGCAGCUUGAGAAGAUGAAGCUAUCCGGCCUGCUGUCGAUCGACAUCCUCGUGGACCUGCCAUUCCUGCGGACACUGAGCUUUAUGAACAACGACUUCGAGGGACCGAUGCCGAAGAUCGAGAAGCUGCCUGCGCUGAAGUCGAUAUACCUGUCGAACAAUAGGUUCUCCGGGGAGAUAGCCGACGGCGUGUUCAAGAAGUUCCGGUCGAUGAAGAAGGUGCACCUGUCGCACAACCAGUUUACCGGGAGGAUCCCGACGUCGCUCCUGGGGCUGACGAGGUUGCUGGAGCUGAGGCUGGACGACAAUAAGUUCGAGGGCCCGAUACCGGAUCUGCGGCAGCCGGGGCUGUAUCUGGUGAACAUGUCCUACAACAAUCUGGAGGGACCAAUUCCGGCUAGGCUGAGCAAGAUGAAAGCUAGCAUGUUUGAAGGCAACAAAAAUCUUUGCGGUCCACCACUUGACAUCUCAUGUGGAUCAUCAUCAUCAUCAUCAUCACCAUCAUCGAAGCUCACCCCUGCUCUUCUCGUUAUCAUCAUAGUGAUAGCUAUCGGGGUACUACUAGCAAUCAUUGGUGUGAUCUUUUUCAUGCUCCGCGGUUCUCGCAAACAGAUGGAACCAGGUCUUGUUUCACCCUCCAUAACCAAGAAGAGCGAUCCUUCAGAGGCAGACAAGCUAGAACAGGGCUCAGUGGAAUCCAGCGGAGGAGCGAAGAAGGUCGCGAAGGAAGAGCACGGGAAGCUGAUGUUUGUUAAGGAGGGGGCUCAGAGGUUUGAGCUACAGGAUCUGCUCAAGGCUUCAGCCGAGGUGCUGGGCAGUGGGAACUUUGGGUCCUCAUACAAGGCCAUCCUUUUUGAUGGUCCGGCCGUGGUUGUCAAGAGAUUCAACAAGAUGAAUGGGGUGGGGAGGGAAGACUUCCAGGAGCACAUGAGAAGGCUGGGGAGAUUGUCUCACCCCAGUCUGCUUCCUCUGGUGGCCUAUUACUACAGGAAGGAGGAGAAGCUGCUGGUCACUGACUACAUCCCUAAUGGGAGCUUGGCUCAUAUGCUCCACGGUAGAGGUGGCUCGAACAUUCCACCGCUUGAUUGGCCUACACGACUAAAAAUAGUCAAGGGUGUGGCAAGAGGCCUCGCUUUCCUCUACGAGGAGCUCCCCAUGUUAACUGUACCUCAUGGCCAUCUCAAGUCCUCAAAUGUGCUUCUCGACGACUCCUAUGAGCCCAUCCUCACGGACUAUGCCCUCGUACCAGUGAUGAACCAGACCCAUGCCUCGCAGAUCAUGGUGGCCUACAAGUCCCCAGAGUGUGCAGAACGUGGCAGACCAUCCAGAAAGAGUGAUGUAUGGAGCUUUGGUAUAUUAAUUCUAGAGAUUCUUACAGGGAAGUUCCCAGCCAAUUAUCUGCGGCAGGGGCGAGCAGGCACAGACUUGGCGAGCUGGGUGAACUCUGUUGUGAAGGAAGAGUGGACUGGCGAAGUGUUCGAUAAUGAGAUGGGUGGGACUAAGAAUGGUGAGGGAGAGAUGCUCAAGUUGUUGCAGAUUGGAUUGGGCUGCUGCGAGAUGGAUGUUGAGAAGAGGUGGGAUCUGAGGAUGGCGGUCGACAAGAUCGAAGAGUUGAGAGAAAAGGAGAAUGAUGAGGAGGACUCUUCAUUUGCUACCGAGGGCGAAGCGAAUACCUCGAAAGCUAUGACUGAGGAUGAGCUCCUUUUGUCUACAAAUAACUGAGUAUCUCAGUGAGGAAAGGUUUGAGACAAAUGUGUUUGAGCAUUUAUAUUUCAAUUUGAAACAUUUUAAGGUGGAUUAGUGGUGGCAUAGCUUUCUUCUCUAUGAAUGUUUCUUUUAAGUGUGUAAAGUAGCAGAUUCGUAAUAGUUUGAUGUGUUGCAGGAUUGGAGCCUGAGUUCUCGUUUUCUGCACGUCAUCUGUCUUUCUGCUUCAAUUUUUUCUGAAUAACUUCAUAAAAUUGCAGAGCCAAACUUAAACCAAAC